Messenger RNA from Artibeus jamaicensis (Jamaican fruit-eating bat), 1462 nucleotides. RefSeq names its product Rac family small GTPase 2 (gene RAC2). NCBI's taxonomy places the organism in Eukaryota, Metazoa, Chordata, Mammalia, Chiroptera, Phyllostomidae. Bases 132 to 710 code for a protein of 192 amino acids. Gene Ontology annotation, biological process: small GTPase-mediated signal transduction. Gene Ontology annotation, molecular function: GTPase activity; GTP binding. The transcript is spliced from 7 exons. The record is from RefSeq and is a predicted model, not a curated record.
UUCCGCUUCCUCCUGCCUCCUGGCUGCUGCUGCUCCCCUGCCGGGCCCUCACCAGGCUCCCCACACCCCUGGUGCCGCAGGAGUGGUCCUCGGGCGCCGCCACCGCCGCCACCUCCCAGGUCCCGGGCACGAUGCAGGCCAUCAAAUGCGUGGUGGUGGGAGAUGGAGCCGUGGGCAAGACCUGCCUUCUCAUCAGCUACACAACCAACGCCUUCCCAGGAGAGUACAUCCCCACCGUGUUCGACAACUACUCAGCCAACGUGAUGGUGGACAGCAAGCCCGUGAACCUGGGGCUGUGGGACACUGCCGGGCAGGAGGACUAUGACCGCCUCCGGCCACUCUCCUAUCCCCAGACAGAUGUCUUCCUCAUCUGCUUCUCCCUCGUCAGUCCAGCUUCCUAUGAGAAUGUCCGUGCCAAGUGGUUUCCCGAGGUUCGGCACCACUGCCCCAGCACGCCCAUCAUCCUGGUGGGCACCAAACUGGACCUGCGGGACGACAAGGACACCAUCGAGCGGCUGAAGGAGAAGAAACUGGCGCCUAUUACCUACCCACAGGGCUUGGCACUGGCCAAGGAGAUUGAUUCGGUGAAAUACUUGGAGUGCUCGGCCCUCACCCAGCGAGGCCUGAAGACCGUCUUCGACGAGGCAAUCCGGGCCGUCCUCUGUCCCCAGCCCACGCGGCCGCAGAAGCGCCCCUGCAGCAUCCUCUAGGGGUUGUCCCAGUCCUCCCAGCCAGACGGUUUGGACCUACCAGGGCCCUCACCUAAAGCCCAGGGGCACCCUGGCUGGCCAUGCUGUCCCCUUCCUGUGGCGUGUCUUAGCAGAUGGCUGCAGAGCUUGGCUGAUCGUCUUCUCUGUGCUGGAGGCCCCCCGGGUCUGAAGGUGUGAAUCUUUAGGUGCUGCAUCCCGACCCCUCAUGCUCCUGCCCAGGGCCCCAGGGGAGCCCCAGGACCCGAUAAGCCACCCCUGCAUUACUGCGGGCAGCACGAGCACUGCAUCUGGCAGCAUCUGUCCAUAACCCCAGCCCCGCCCGCGCCUGACUUUGCUCCGGAAACUUGGGGUCAGCAGUUGCCAUCCACCACUCAUGGGUCUUCAGGGACAGGCCUCUCUCCUUCUCCCCAGGCGGUCCACUCCAACGUCAGUGGUCCUGCCUGUCCGAAAGUUCUUCUGAGCUCUGAUGAGGGUCUCGGAAGUUAUGUCCCUCUGGUCUUCAUGCUACUUUUGGAACAACAUACAAAAAAUCAGGUUUCCUAAAAUCUCUGUGGGCAUCUGUGCAGCUAAUUCGAAGCCUGGGUCCAGCUGACUCCUGCCAUCUCAAGGCUUUCUGCUCCGCUCACAGGUUCCUGAGCUGCAUUUACCUGUGAGAGCCUUGGAACUUUCAGACCCUGCCAGUCAGGACUUUGCUAUAGCAAAUAGAAAACCCAAUUCAACUGCUUAAAUAGAAAAUAAAGGUGUUGAUUCAA